CCCUUCAACGAUGGUGAGAGAAGCAUUGGAAUUGAAUGGAUAUAUGCUGCCGAUUUGGAUUGCUUAAUUCUACACUCCAUCUUCCCCCUCUAUCGAUUCUCAGCAGGCCUCCUUAUCGAUUUCCAUCCUUCCCAACUUGCCCUCCUAAACUCGCUAAAUUUUCGCAUCUGCCACUCCUCCGCCGGAACCCCAUUAUUUAUACCAGAACCAGACUCCUGUGUACCUCUUCCCAAUCUUCUUCUUCAACGGCAAUGGAAGCGCCUCCCGAAGGUUAUAGAAGGAACGUCGGCAUCUGCCUCAUCAAUGAUUCGAAAAAGAUUUUUGCUGCUUCGAGGUUGGAUAUUCCCAGUGCGUGGCAAAUGCCGCAGGGCGGCAUUGAUGAGGCUGAAGAUCCAAGAAGUGCAGCCGUCAGGGAAUUGAGAGAAGAGACAGGAGUUAAAUCAGCAGAAAUUCUUGCAGAGGCACCUUAUUGGUUAACUUAUGAUUUCCCACCAGAAGUUAGGGAAAAACUCCGGCAUCAGUGGGGAUCAGAUUGGAAAGGCCAAGCACAGAAAUGGUUUCUUCUGAAGUUCACCGGGAAGGAUGACGAAAUCAAUCUUUUAGGUGAUGGAAGUGAAAAACCUGAGUUUGGGGAGUGGUCAUGGAUGCCACCUGAACAAGUAGUUGAUCAUGCUGUGGAUUUUAAGAAGCCUGUUUACAAGGAAGUUCUUGCAUCUUUUGCACCCUAUUUUCAAUAGCCUUUGUCUUGAAACCAGGAUUUGCAGAAUGCAUUAUUGAAAGUUUUCUGUGACUUGGCCACCCAGUCCUUUUCAUCUGAUGCUCACUGUGUUCAAUUUUCGGGAAAUUUUUAGCCCAGCGUUGCCUUCCUCAUAAUCAACUUCCCUAAAGAGGCAAGAUCCAACGGCUCAUAUGCGAGCAGAUCAACGAACUCGACAUCAAUAGGAUGCACAAUUUUCACCACCUUGCCAGGAUCAACCCCACUUUAUACAAAACGACACACGAGACUCGGUAGGAACCCAAACACAAUCUGAUUACAGCACUUCACGUUCUCCGAGUUCACUCCAUUGGUUUCAAACCUGAUCCGCCCGAUGACGGACCUGAACUUUUGGUAAGCAGCUUGUGGGCAAGGCAGUGUUUUGAACAAUAGUUGGUUCCAUGUGCCGGGCUCAUUGCUUCAUACUACGUUGUGUUGUAAAGCUCAACUACCAAUUUCCUGAUAGGCUGAUACCCCUCCCAGAAUUCCAACGAUUCCUGAUCACCAUGCCGCGCGAUAACCAUUUGAAAGUUGGGGUUUUUCAGGGUUCGAUUGGGUUGUUAGUUUUCGUGUGAAUCCAUGGUAGCUGAUACAACCCUUACUCUACUUUUUACUCAAUGUAUCAGUAGGUAGUACAUUUCAUUGCAAUAUCAACUUUUACAACAA
Molecule: messenger RNA, 1420 nt
Organism: Pyrus x bretschneideri (Chinese white pear)
Lineage: Eukaryota; Viridiplantae; Streptophyta; Magnoliopsida; Rosales; Rosaceae
Product: nudix hydrolase 26, chloroplastic
Exons: 7
Coding region: 36-737 (233 amino acids)
Biological process (GO): nucleoside phosphate metabolic process; ribose phosphate metabolic process
Cellular component (GO): chloroplast
Molecular function (GO): bis(5'-adenosyl)-pentaphosphatase activity; guanosine-3',5'-bis(diphosphate) 3'-diphosphatase activity
Source: RefSeq, a predicted model, not a curated record